This is a messenger RNA of Juglans microcarpa x Juglans regia, 1263 nucleotides long. RefSeq names its product rust resistance kinase Lr10-like. Gene Ontology annotation, molecular function: ATP binding; protein kinase activity. Bases 67 to 1236 code for a protein of 389 amino acids. The record is from RefSeq and is a predicted model, not a curated record. The transcript is spliced from 3 exons. Lineage: Eukaryota; Viridiplantae; Streptophyta; Magnoliopsida; Fagales; Juglandaceae. Gene Ontology annotation, biological process: protein phosphorylation.
GAUGAAGUCAGGGAUCGGAUCUCAAGGUUUUUAUAUCAACGUGACAGAGUACUUUCAGUCCAACUAAUGAUCAUUCUCAUCGACUUCGGACUAUACCAUGGAGCAAAAGUUAUAUUGGCGACUCCAUUUGUGCUUGCAUUCUUGAUAUAUAAGUGGCGUAGGAGACAUUUAUCAAUGUAUAACGCUGUUGAAGAAUUUUUGCAAAAACACAAUGACCUCAUGCCAAUAAGGUACUCUUACUCAGAAGUAAAGAAGAUGACCAAAGGUUUUAAGGAUAAAUUGGGUGAAGGUGGUUAUGGCACUGUCUUUAAGGGAACACUUCGAAGUGGCCAACUUGUAGGCGUAAAAAUGUUAGGAAAAUCCAAAGCUAAUGGCCAAGAAUUUAUCAGCGAAGUUGCAACCAUUGGAACGAUUCACCAUGUUAAUAUAGUGCAACUCAUUGGCUUUUGCGUUGAAGGAUCAAAGCGUGCUCUUGUGUAUGAAUUCAUGUCCAAUGGAUCUCUCAAUAAAUACAUUUUUUCACAAGAAGGAAGUAUUCUUCUAAGCUUUGAAAAAAUGCUUGACAUUGCUCUUGGAGUAGCUCGUGGCAUUAAAUAUUUACACGAAGGUUGUGAAAUGCAAAUUUUGCAUUUCGAUAUCAAGCCUCACAACAUUCUUCUCGACGAGAAUUUUACACCUAAGGUCUCAGACUUUGGCUUGGCAAGACUUUUUUCAGCAGAUGAUAGCAUCGUUUCUUUGACUGCUGUAAGGGGGACAUUAGGAUACAUGGCUCCUGAGUUGUGCUAUCAAAAUAUUGGGGGCAUCUCAUACAAAGCUGAUGUUUAUAGUUUUGGAAUGUUAUUGAUGGACAUGACAGGUAGACGAAGGAACUUGAAUACAUUUGCAGAUCAAUCUAGUGAAACCUACUUCCCUACUUGUGUCUAUGACCAAUUGCACAAUGAAAAUGGCAUAGAAAUAGAAGAUGCCACAAAGGAGGAAAAGAAAAUGACUAAAAAGAUGAUCAUAGUUGCGUUAUGGUGUAUACAAAUGAAGCCUAAUGAUCGUCCUUCAAUGAAAAAAGUCAUAGAAAUGCUUGAAGGAGAUAUUGAAUGUUUACAAAUACCUCCGAAACCUUUCUUGUCAUUAUCAGAGAGAUACAUACAACCGGACAUUGAAGAAAGUUCAAAUCAGUCUUGGUCAUCAAUUCAAUCAAGCGAAUCAAGUCAGUAUACACAAUCGCCAAUGCAAUUUAAAUGAUAUGUCAGUUUGUUGAUUUGCCUGCAA